GGCCAGUGACUCUUACCGGUUUAGUAGCUGCACAGCUGUUUCGUGCGCGUGUUCGUCGAUCGCCGGGCUCGAGAAUUUUUCCGAAUGUAAUGGAACAUUUUAGCGUUGUUAACUGGCAUUACCUGUAUAUUUCUGUUGUUGUUUUACGUUUCAUGUGUGAUAUAUCGGUGUAAUUUAAGGUGGAUAAGGAGACUCGAAGGGUCUUGAACGACGUGCGUCAAUAAUUAUGCUUAGUGUGCUUCUCGUUGCCGGAUGAUGCGCACGUUUGGGAAAGUAUCGCACGUUUAUACUGAUAUGGUGGGACAGGCGACUGAAAAAAUAUGAAAGUUUCACCGGACAACACGGAGGGCACCGACGACGUGAACAACGUCACUGUGGGCGCGAACGCGAUCGGUGAUCGCGGAACUGCGGUCCAGGUAUGCGACGAUGUGAUUGUAUUGUCUUCGGAGUCCGAAGCCGAAGAGGAGGAGGUGCGGGUCCGAGGGGAGGAGGAGCCGGAGGAGGUGGACGAGGAGGAGGAGGAGAAGAAGGAAGUGAUUUGCAGCAAGCCACGUAAGUCUAAAAAAAAACAUAAGAAACACCACCACCACGAGCACGGGGUUGGGAAAAAAUACAAGAAACGGCCGAAACAGGGGAGUGGUCCAAUAUUUCUGUGGGCAAAAAAGAAAGAGACCCAAAUACUGAAAAUAUACUGCGAGGAUUACGAUCCGGGUAUCAAAUUGACCAAGACCAACGGUGUGUGGAGUUCUUGUCCCAGGUCUAAGGUAUUGGCGGCCGUUCAAUCGCGUUCGUCCGUCUGCGUAGACGUUGGUGAGUCACAGAGCGAGCGCGACGAGUCGGUCGAGCAGAAAACACCACCGGAUGACCGAAUCAAAGAAAGUCCAAAAACCGGCGAGCCGAUACUCGUCGACCUGAACGAUAACUCAAUCGACUUUGUUGACACCAUAUCUAGCGACGAGGACGACGAUGAAGAACAGACCAGGGCGAGGAUCGACCGUGCUCUCGAGAUGAUCGACCGGGACCCGGCGUUGAUGUGCGACGUGAAGAUUCCGUUGCCGUCCAUAGAGGCGACUGCGGCUAUCAAGUUACCUGAAGGCACUACAAUCCACCAGAUUAAAGUCGAGAACGUCGCGACAAACGGAUCCGUUUCUGUGACGACGCCGCCGCCAUCAUCGCCCAAGACGCCACCGGUGCAGUGUAAGUCGGGCGAGUUGACCAUAACGACGCAGCAGCAACAGCAAAACGAACCGUUGAACCUGGAAACCGUAAGUAAGCGAUCUGCCUUAGAAAUACGAUUACAGGAGCCCCCGCUUAAGAAAAAACGAGUUGAAAAACUGCCUGCGCAACCGCCGAUGGCCGGCGGGCAGGUGAAACGCGAAUGGGAUCCGCUGUCCGAGCUGAAAGAAGUGCUCUCAGACCCCGGGCUGUGCGUGCCCGACCCUUUGCUUGUUCCCAGGGCCAGGCUAGCCGCCCUGGUGGCCAGCCCAGCUACGGAAAUCCCGAAACUCUUACGAGCACCGUCAUUGUUGCCACCACCACUCCCGGAUCCUGACCUGUUGGCCGUAUCGCUGUCACAUCUCCGGUCCAUAUUGCAGCAGCAACCGGGCUUUGCGGACGACCGCAAGCAGGACAGCAGUCAACAGUCGAACAUCGAUCAGAUGCUGUGGUUGUCGUAUCUGUCGAAAGACAUGACCGGCGUCGACACCGAUCUGAUAUCCGCGAUGUUGAGCAUCCUACUACCCAACUCGACAUCCGCUCAACAAUCGUUCAGCUACCCCCAAGAUAAAAACCAAUGGAGCGACAUGUAUUACGACGGUAACAUCGAACCGCCAUAUAGUUCCACGCCCGGCUACAGUAAGUCGGACGAUUUUUGUGCGUCCGUGUCGCCACUUCCACCGCCGCCACCGCCGCCGCCACUGCCACAGAUAUUACCACAGCCACAGCAGUCGCACCCACUGUUAUUACCACCGCCGCAGUCACAAAUUUUACCACCACCAAUAGUUGCACAACCUCCAAUAUUAUCACCGCAACAGCCGCAAAAACACCAACAAUCACAACUGUUGCCACCACCGCCACCACCACCGCCACCGCCGCCGCCGCCGCCGCCGCCGCCGCCGCCACAUGCGCAGCAGCAAGUACCUCGACUUCUGUCCAAACGUUCGAUGCAGCACAACGUGACUCCACAGCUGCGGGGACCGUCACAUCCACCGCAAAUUCCACAACUGUUGCCGUCACAUCCACAGCAAAUUCCACAACUGUUGGCGACGACGCGCCCACAACAAUUGAUAUCACAGCUACAGCCACCGGUCUUACACCGUCAGUCGAAACGACGGGCUUGUCAAGAGCUGUGCUGCAACGGGUCACCGUCAUCGUGUUACGGGGGUAGUUGUUGCCCGAAAUCGAGCAGUUAUAAUCCGUUUACCGCCUCAUCCCCUAACGGCUGCAAUCCGUUUACAGUGUCUCCCGGUGACUGCAAUCCAUUCACCGCGACUCCUGCCGGCAGUUGCAGUGUUGGCACUUCAAAGUCAUGUCCCACGUACGGUGCUCCAGGUGUUAUACCAACUUGUUGCUUUCCAUCGGAAAUCGGUUGCGGGUACAGCGGCCAAUCUCCAUCGCCAAUGCCGCCGCGAAAUACAUCCGUAUCGCCUCGCAACCGCGCUCAAUACAACUAUCAAUCCGGUCCGGGGCAACAGCUACAGCAGCAGAUGCCGAUGACCGAAGGCGGCAGUGUCAUCAACGGGUGUUGCAUUGGCGUCACUGGCUGCACCGGUGGCGUCGCUGGCUGCACCGGUGGCGUCGCUGGCUGCACCGGUGGCGUCGCUGGCUGUAGCGGUGGCGUCGUCGGCUGCAGUAGUGGCGUCGUCGGCUGUAGCGGUGGCGUCGCCGGCAGUAGCAAUGGCGUCAACAGCAGUAGAAGUGACACCAACAGCAGUAGUAGUGACGUCAACAACAGUAGCAGUGGCGUUAACAACACUGUUAGUGGUGGCAACAACAGCAACACCGGCAAAGACUAUCAAUGUUCGACUGCUACCAAUAAACCAAAAACGCCGCUGCCCGUGACUACUACCAGCGGUGACACCGGUCAACCGACGUACAGGCCCAAAAUCAAAGUCAAAGAGCAUUUGAUCGACCCGAAUGCGAAACCAAGACUUUUGAACAUCGAAGGCGCCCUUCAUCUGGCUGCAGGGCAUGACCUGUUCAGUUCUUCUCUUUGGCACCCAUUGUUCGGAAGCCAAGCAAAGCCGUACGGCUGUCGGUGGCAAUGGACAACUCCAGUCACCACUUCUGCGUCGACUUCUUCGGACGACACGCCCGCCGACACCAAACGUUGAACAGGCAAAACCACUGACUGGAGCGACGUGGACGACAAUGUAAUAUAUAUAUGUGUUUAUUUAUAAGAAGCGCACCUACAGUAUUUCUUUAUUUUUUUAUUAUUAUUAUUACCGUUUUACGUGUUUUAGGACCUUCCUCGCAUACCCAUCAUUUAGAGGACUCAAAUAUUUUGAAUACCCAUAUGUUACCCCCCCCCCCCUUCUCAUCCUAUAAAUGUUGGAUUUAACAUUUUUUUUCUUUUUAGUCAAAUUUAAUGCC
Myzus persicae (green peach aphid) is the source of this 3591-nucleotide messenger RNA. RefSeq names its product bromodomain-containing protein 4-like. NCBI's taxonomy places the organism in Eukaryota, Metazoa, Arthropoda, Insecta, Hemiptera, Aphididae. The record is from RefSeq and is a predicted model, not a curated record. The transcript is spliced from 2 exons. The coding region runs from base 321 to 3332 and encodes 1003 amino acids.